This is a messenger RNA of Candoia aspera, 4598 nucleotides long. RefSeq names its product G3BP stress granule assembly factor 1 (gene G3BP1). The coding region runs from base 137 to 1558 and encodes 473 amino acids. Gene Ontology annotation, cellular component: cytosol; ribonucleoprotein complex. The record is from RefSeq and is a predicted model, not a curated record. The transcript is spliced from 12 exons. Lineage: Eukaryota; Metazoa; Chordata; Lepidosauria; Squamata; Candoiidae. Gene Ontology annotation, molecular function: mRNA binding.
GUAUAUUUACCCGGCGGCUGAGCACGCUGUUGCGUGAGGUGCUUCCCGUCUCUCGUCGUGCCCGUGUGUCUGGUUCGGAGUGAAAUCUCCUUUCGUCCAGCUCCGCCUCGCCCUCAGUUUUCAGUUGACCAAAGAAAUGGUGAUGGAGAAGCCAAGUCCCCUGCUGGUUGGGCGGGAGUUCGUGAGACAGUAUUAUACUCUGCUGAAUCAAGCACCAGACUACUUGCACAGAUUUUAUGGAAAGAAUUCUUCAUAUGUUCAUGGUGGCUUGGAUUCAAAUGGAAAACCAGCAGAUGCCGUUCAUGGACAAUCUGAUAUCCACAAGAAGGUGUUGUCACUGAACUUUAAGGAUUGCCGCACAAAGAUCCGCCACGUGGAUGCUCAUGCCACUAUUAAUGACGGCGUUGUUGUACAGGUCAUGGGUGAGCUCUCCAAUAACACUCAGCCAAUGCGGAGAUUCAUGCAGACUUUUGUCCUUGCUCCUGAGGGAUCAGUUGCAAACAAGUUUUAUGUCCAUAAUGACAUCUUUCGCUAUCAGGAUGAAGUUUUUGGUGACUUGAAUGCUGAACCUCCAGAGGAAUCUGAGGAAGAGGCAGAAGAGCCUGAGGAAAGGCAACAGACUCCAGAGGCAGUAGCUGAUGAUUCAGCAGCUUACUAUGAACAGUCUGUCAGCAGCAAUGACUUGGAGGAACAGUUAGAAGAACCAGUUGUAGAACCAGAACCAGAACCAGAAGCUGAGCCUGAACAAGAGCCUGAAGCAGAAGUUCAAGAAGAAAAACCUGACCUAGCGGUAGAAGAAGCGGCUCCUGAGGAGGCUGUUGAGAAGAGUCCUUCUCCAGUCCCUGCAGAUCCAGCACCUGCUGUGCAAGAAGACUCUAGAACAUCUUCAUGGGCAUCUGUGACUAGUAAGAAUCUACCACCCAGUGGAGCAGUUCCAGUAUCAGGCAUACCACCUCAUGUUGUCAAAUUGCCUACAUCACAGCCCCGUCCUGAAUCUAAGCCUGAAUCCCAAACUCCACCACAGAGGCCUCAGCGGGACCAGAGGGUGAGGGAGCAACGGACAAACAUCCCUCCACAAAGAGGCCCUAGAACAAUACGGGAAGGAGAACAGGGUGACAUGGAAACUAGACGGAUUGUGAGGUACCCAGAUAGUCACCAGCUCUUUGUUGGGAACCUUCCUCAUGACGUUGAUAAGUCGGAACUAAAGGACUUCUUUCAAAAACUUGGAAACUCUCUUGCAGGUUAUGGAAAUGUUGUAGAACUACGUAUCAACAGUGGAGGAAAACUCCCUAACUUUGGAUUUGUGGUGUUUGAUGAUCCAGAACCAGUUCAGAAGAUCCUCGGCAAUAGGCCGAUCAUGUUCAGAGGAGAAGUGCGCUUGAAUGUAGAAGAGAAAAAAACAAGAGCAGCCAGGGAGGGUGAUCGCCGAGACAACAGACCCCGUGGGCCUGGUGGCACCCGUGGGGGGCUGGGAGGUGGGAUCCGAGGCCCUCCACGUGGAGGAAUGUCUCAGAAACCAGGAUUUGGCUCUGGAAGGGGCAUCGGGCAACGCCAGUGAUUAAUGGAUGAUGAGAGGAGACAAACCCUUCUUCCUGCAGAUUUGUGAAUUUCAGCCUUGGGUAUCUUGGAAUGUGGCCCUACCCUGUUAUAGACUGCUACGUUUGAUACAAUUUUGGCUCAUUUUGUUUGUGUUUGGUUUUGUGAUUUUUCUUCCUUGUCCUUGUCCCAGAUUCCAGCUUUGUGGAACAAUAUUUCAGGAAAAGAUGGAUUUUAGAAAGAAUUACCAAAUCCUUGCUCGCUCGCUGCAGACAUAUGGACUGGAUAUAUAUAUAUUUUUUUGGUACCAGUGAUUUUUCCUAAUGGAAGUGUGGCGCUUUUCUUUUUUUCUUACUGACAUGAAGUGCGCUUUAGUCAGUGGAAUUAUCCUUUUCACCUGCAUGUGUUCCGGAGCCUAUAGGAAAAUCUAGCACCUGACAAACAUUUCAAGGGCAGGGAAAUCCGUAUGUAUACCCCUUGGGAGGUGUGGGUCAUAGGACCUGUUCAACCCCAGUCCGGAGAUGUUGCUGUUUGAAAAUCGACGUUACCCUUUUUUUUUCUUUUUUCCCCCUUUUUUGUGGCGUAAAAGUGGAAUAAAGGGUAUUCAUAGAAUAUUUUCUUUUGGUACAUGAUCACGAAAAGGAAUUCUCACUACUGUUUUACCACUUACAAGGAUUGUGGGAUAGGUUUUAAAUGUCUAGAACUUGACUCUUUAAAACACUCUUCCUGAACUUGUAAAAAAAUUUUAUUGAAAUAGGGACUUUUUUCAUGUUUAGUUUGUAUUUGUAUUAAAACAGAAAAUUGUUGUGCCUUCUAUUUAUCUCUCAUUCCAGUCUUGGCAAAUCGUUAAAAAAUAAAAAAAAAGUAUAGAUUUGCUUUAUUCAGUUUUGGAGUAUGUUGAAAUCUUUCACAAUAUUUGUUUUUUGACCCCUUCUCAUUGUCAUAUGUUUUUAUAGUUGCACAGUUUUGUUUUUAAUAGCCUUAUAUAUUUGUGUAAUGCUUUUGAGGAGUUUCAGAGGCCCAGCUAUGUAUUGACACUGUCAUUAACUCUGAAGUGAGUGCCUUCCACAACUACAUGACUGUGGGAAAUGAAAUCAGAAAUCUUUAUAAUAUGCACAUGUUCAAUUUAUAAAGUAUGUUGCUAUGUGUUAAUACUUACCAUUGGCUUUAAAGUGCCGUUCUAAUAAGGAGGAAACUAUAAAGCCCAAUUUCUGAUAAUACCCAUUUUUCACUGUGAUUAUAUUCAUGGCAUUUGAUAAGCUAUGAGACAUAAUGUCUUUGCUGAAUGUAUAUAAAAGAAAAUAAAACAUCAUUGCAGCUGUGGGAGUGCCUCAUAGUCUUCUCCACAAUAUAUUAAAAUCAUCACAGUGUGUGCAGGGCUUCUAGAAAAACAACUGCAGUACCUAUUUCGAAGUAGUAUGGCUCUGGUGGAACCAUAUUAAAUUAGAAUACAGCUGAACAUUGUUGAUGGGCCAUCAUACUAAAAGAAUUUUAAAAUUUGAACAAUUUUUAUUGAGGUGGUGACACAGCUGUGACAUGCUGCAGUUGAACUUAGUUGUAUUGGUAUUCUGUAGUUGAUAAUGGGGACAAAUUAACUUUUGAUAAAAUUAGUUUUAAACUUAGAUUUGUAACUUGAGGCUUUUGGGAAUUUAUGAUUUAAAUAUGCUUAACAGGUUGAUUAGCUAUCAUGAAUCAUGCUACAGCAUUUUGCCAUGGACUGAAAUUCGCUCCUUGAAUGUCCCAUUUCAGUUAAGUAAAUUGCAUUUGGUAUAUUUUGUCUUUAGACAUAGUGGCAGUAUAAAUGAAAACAAAAUUCUAUCCAGCCUUCUGUUGCAAUGAGCAAUUAGCAUUUGGAAAGUCCAUAAGCAAGGCUUGAGUAUUCCCUAGCAAGUAGCAUUUAGAAACAUACCAUUUAUGAUAAUUGAGGGGAAAAGCCUUUAGAUUAAUAGCUACUUACGGCUUUUAUUCUCCACUGAUUUAUUCUAUGAUUGUAUGCUAUGUGAAUACUUGUGUCAAGUCCUAGAAUCACUGUACAUGUGGAAGAGACUUCACACUGUGAAUUAUUUUAAACAGGGCUGAUAUCCCUCCCUUUCCUGCCUCCCCCGCCCAAGUAGUUUCACAUUCUAACAUUUCCUUGUAUGGUAUUUGUGCUUUCCUUGAUCAUUAUGCUUGCCUUUUUUUGCAUCUUUUCUGGUUCUACAAUAAUACUGUAAUCUGUAUGGACUAGAUGUGUUCAGUGUGAUUCAAUCUGGUCUUUUUCCUGUAGCCACAGAUUGGCUUACCUUUUAUUGUGCAUUCUACCACAAAUAUAUUUACUGCCAAUAUCUCUCAGCUAAUGCUGUAUUAAAUAUGAAUAGUCUUGCUUACAUUUGGGCAGUAUUACUGUGCAUUCCUAGGGUUUGGAAAUAACUUCUAGAGGUGUUUUGCUGCCAGUUAUCCCAACCAAUGUAUUAAAUUUGGAGUUGACUGUUAACUUGAUCACUCAUUGCUAGGUCCUAAUUUCAGAUCACUUAUGAACAGAGUAUAAAGGCAUCCCUGUUCAAGCUGUUUUUGAGUUACAUUGGCUACCUUCCUAUCUUUCAAGAAUAGAGACAAGAAUAGUUCAAAAGAAUUGUUUCAUUGUCUUUUGGAUUUCUUUGUUUUAUCAUUUGUCCAAAAAAAGCCAAAAACCAACCCUAUACUUUAGCUCUUUAUAUUGUUUGUAGAAGUUCCUGAGAUCCUUACUGGAAACUAACCAGUUUUGCCAAAGUAUCUGCCUUAUAUGAUAAGUAAUGAAGGCAGGCAAAAUAUGCAGUUUUUCUGCAAUCUCCUUAUUAAAUGUUUGCUUAUCCAAUAAUAAAAUUACCAUUCUAGCCAGGUUGCUUUCUUCUGAUGUGUUUAAAGAUCUGAUGAACUGUUCUCAGCAUUUUUUUGCAUCCAUUCUGAGUUUCCAUUUAUUUGGUCAGUUUAAUUUCUUUUUCUGGUUUCAGCAAAAACUGUCCAGGUUUUGAAGAAAGCUUUUAAUACCUAUGCCAAUUAGUAAUUUUCUGUAUACAUAUAAAUGAAAUGUGAUUUUUGUUUUC